AUGUGUACUGGUUGUUAUAAAAGUUUAUCUAUUGAACUUUAUCUUCACUAUAAGAUAGAAACUGCUAAUGAAAUUACAAAGAAAAAUUCCGAUUUAGACGAAUAUUCUUGGAAUUUUCAUCAAGAAUAUGAAUUUCUGUUCUCAACGAACAAAUCUCCAGAUCUUAAUCGUCAACGUGAUACAUCAUCAAGGCAACGAUUUGAAUGCAAUAGAACGCUUAGUAUUACUAUUGAUAUAACGGUAAAAGAUCUUUCAAGUUCACAGACAACUUCACCCUUCUCCUUCAAACCAUUCUGUACCAGAUUUUAA
Molecule: messenger RNA, 309 nt
Organism: Funneliformis geosporum
Lineage: Eukaryota; Fungi; Glomeromycota; Glomeromycetes; Glomerales; Glomeraceae
Source: the annotation of a GenBank genome assembly